Molecule: messenger RNA, 1368 nt
Organism: Gadus macrocephalus (Pacific cod)
Lineage: Eukaryota; Metazoa; Chordata; Actinopteri; Gadiformes; Gadidae
Gene: yju2
Product: YJU2 splicing factor homolog
Exons: 8
Coding region: 120-1148 (342 amino acids)
Biological process (GO): mRNA splicing, via spliceosome
Cellular component (GO): U2-type catalytic step 1 spliceosome
Source: RefSeq, a predicted model, not a curated record
CGGAAGUAAAUAAGCGAAGCCCGGAAGUUUACAGUCUCAGUCACAGCCUGCAGCAGCCUCGUUAACAUUCAAAGCAACACAUUCAUUUUAUUAUUUACUCUUCUACAGCGUAACUUACCAUGUCUGAAAGAAAAGUCUUGAAUAAAUACUAUCCGCCAGACUUUGAUCCGUCGAAGAUCCCCAAGCUCAAACUCCCCAAAGACAGACAAUAUGUGGUCAGAUUGAUGGCUCCUUUCAACAUGAGGUGUAAGACUUGUGGCGAGUACAUCUACAAGGGAAAGAAGUUCAACGCCCGUAAGGAGACCGUCAUGAAUGAGCUCUAUAUGGGACUGCCCAUUUUCCGAUUCUACAUCAAGUGCACUCGCUGCCUUGCUGAAAUCACCUUCAAGACGGAUCCCGAGAACACAGACUACUCCAUGGAACAUGGAGCCACCAGGAACUUCCAGGCAGAGAAACUCAUCGAGCAAGAAGAAACCAAGAUUGUGAGGGACCGCGAGGAGGAGGAACUCAACAACCCCAUGAAGGUGCUGGAGAACCGCACGCGGGACUCCAAGCUGGAGAUGGAGGUCCUGGAGAACCUGCAGGAGCUGAAGGAGCUGAACCAGCGGCAGGCUGCUCCGGACUUCGAGGGGAUGAUCGGCCAGGCCCGGGAGCUGGAGCAGAGGGAGAAGGAGCGGGAGAUAGAGGAGGACGAGAGGGAGACGCAAGAGAUGCUGGGCCGUGCGUUGAUGAAGAGGCUUCGGGACUCGGACUCGGACUCCGACCAGGAGGAGACGCCCAGCGAAGCCCCGCCCAGGGAGGGCACGCCCAGGGAGGCCCCGCCCCCGGUGUCCAGCGCCGAUCGACCCACGGAUAUCCUCACCGCGGUUAAACCCUCAGAGACACAGGGCCCCUCGGUGGGGGCUGUGAAGAAGGCCAAGGUGGAGCGAUGGGAGAAGAGCGUGGGGAAGCUGGGCGGUGGGGGGGCCCUGUCCUCUCUGGUGGUCAGGAGGAAACCUGCGGCAGCGCCCCCUGCUGGCUGCAUCUCCAAACCAGGCCCUAAAGGGAUACCAACGGCCAACAGUGUCCCUAUGAACGCCGCCCCCCUGGCCGUCCACAGUUCCUCCCUCAGCCUGUUGGGGGCGUACUCGGACAGUGAAAGCGAAUGACACGAUAGAAAAUAUAUUGCGACCAGCAGUUUUCAGGCACUGAACUGUUUUUAUGGAUGGGAUUCUGUUGUGUAUCGCAGUUUAACAUCGUGUCUGUGUCCUGCUUCUCUUUCAUCUGAAACCAUUGCACCCAUGGGUUAACUCACUGUCAUCUGUUACAUGGAAAUGUCUGUGAAUUGAAUUCAGAUAUUUUGGUAAUAAAAUUAAACUUUUGUCCAUA